GAUAACCUCAAAGGGUGACAGGUGACAGGUGCUAGGAAGUGGUUACAGAUUGAUGUUGAUUAAAAAUUUGCGGGGGUCAAACAUGUGAUUUAAAAAUUACAAAAUAAUUGUUUUUGACGAAUUUGCGUACUUCCUUGUGAUAAUUGUGAUUAUUUUGGUGAAAUUGUGACGAUGAUGUAACUCUAGUCACCGGUCACGUGAUAAGAAAUGACUUCAGAUUGCCAAAACUGCGAUUAUGUAAAAAAAUAGACAAAUAGUUAUUUCACAAUUCCAUUGACGUUUCUUUAUAUUUUGAUAAUUUCGGAAUGUUUUAUGUGGUUAUUUUUGUUCCCCAUGACGUAACUGUGGCCACUUCCGUUUUCAAAUCAAAUGUUUGUAUUGGACAUUUGAACUACUCGUGUUAUUAUUUAUUGUUAGUGUUGGAAAAACCCCCAAGAAUCGAUGAAAACGAAUAAUUUAGAUGUCUAAAAUUACCGCAGUUUUAAUUGUGCAAUGUUGCCGCCCUGAAACAAAACCCUAUCGGCCGUUUUUCGGAAAAAAAUGACGUUUACGUUAAAAAUUGUGUAGCAUUAGAAUUUGGUGAAAAAUUCAUCUCAUGAGACAAUAUGAAUACUACAACUUUGCGGGGCGUAUUCCCCGAACCAAACGCAACUUUGUCCGUGAAAACAUCAAGCAGUUGAAGGAGAUCCAGGGGUUCAUCAAGGAAUCGAAAAUUCCGUCUCAAUCACAGGAAAUCAAGCCAAAUAAAUUCAAACACGUGGCCCCCAAAGUCUACUCGAACAUAACAGCGAGGAAACGACUGUCCAAGGAUCAGGUGGCGGCGCGGCCCCACUCCUUCAAUGAGGUGACACGGCCCCCUCGGGCGCUCUUCUUUGGGAAGAAAUUCAGCCCGGAGAAAACCACAACGAGGGGGGUACAGACCGAACGGCCUGAGGAUGUGACCAAAAUGUACGAAACGGGCCCAUUGAAGUAUCCUAGUCCGGCAGUGGCGAAAGUGAAAUUGUCGCACAGGGGGCGCGACCAAGGAGACGCCCCCUUGGCCCAAAGCAUGCAAAAACUAGACUUAGAAGACAAGCAAAAUUAUAUCAAACAAAAUAUCAAAAAUAUUAAGGUGAAUAAGCAGAAACGGGAGGAGUCUCCAGACCCGACCAAAGCCCCCCCCGAGUACCAGAAAGGUGUGCUCCCCCGAUACCUAAAAGAGAAGAAAGUGACCAAAGAUGAGAAAUCUGGGGUUUUUGAGGAGAAUAUUUCCGGUUUGGUUUUAUUGCCUGACGAUGAGAGACGAGAAUAUUUAAGGGUGGCUCGUGAAAAUUACGCCGCCUUGAUUAAGGAAUUGAACUCGAUGCCUGUCAGUAAUGACACCCUAAAGAAACGAAAACGCAAAAUGGAAAUCGAAGACGAAUUGAAACGUAUCGACGAGGUGAUAAAGAUUUUCCAAAAACCGAAAGUGUUUGUUAAAGCCGAUGCGUGAUUGUUUAUUUGAUUAUAUGUACAAAAUUCUCUUGAAUAAAUUCGAUUUGGUUUAGUCUAAA
Molecule: messenger RNA, 1532 nt
Organism: Tribolium madens (black flour beetle)
Lineage: Eukaryota; Metazoa; Arthropoda; Insecta; Coleoptera; Tenebrionidae
Product: enkurin domain-containing protein 1-like
Exons: 3
Coding region: 596-1471 (291 amino acids)
Cellular component (GO): cytoplasmic microtubule
Source: RefSeq, a predicted model, not a curated record